Messenger RNA from Fukomys damarensis (Damara mole-rat), 897 nucleotides. Its product is annotated as taste receptor type 2 member 1-like. Bases 1 to 897 code for a protein of 298 amino acids. Gene Ontology annotation, cellular component: membrane. The record is from RefSeq and is a predicted model, not a curated record. Gene Ontology annotation, biological process: G protein-coupled receptor signaling pathway; sensory perception of taste; detection of chemical stimulus involved in sensory perception of bitter taste. NCBI's taxonomy places the organism in Eukaryota, Metazoa, Chordata, Mammalia, Rodentia, Bathyergidae. The transcript has a single exon. Gene Ontology annotation, molecular function: G protein-coupled receptor activity; bitter taste receptor activity.
AUGCAAACUCCUCAACUCAUUAUCCAUUUUCUUAUAGCAGCGAUACAAUUGCUUGCUGGGGUCUUCGCAAAUGGCUUCAUUGUGCUGGUGAACAUCGUGAACCUGAUCAAGCAGAGAAAAAUGGCUCCUUUGGAUCUGCUUAUUUCCUGCCUGGCGACUUCGAGGAUUUGUCUGCAGGUGAUCAUCUUCCUUGCACAUCUUGUUCUUCUCUCCUUCAUGGAACAGUUGGUACUCUUUGAGCAUUGUGCAAUUUUCAUGUUUGUAAAUAGUUGUGGGCUUUGGUUGGCCACAUGGCUUGGUGUUUUCUACUGCGCCAAGAUCGCCACCUUCCCACACCCACUGUUCUUCUGGCUGAAGGUGAGGAUGCCCAAGUUGGUGCCAUGGCUGAUCCUGGGGUCCGUACUGUAUACAUCUGUCACUGUUGGCCUCUAUAGUAAAUAUACAUGGAAUUGCACCAAAAAAUUCUUUAUAAACUCCUUCCCCAAAAAUGCAAGUCAAACCGAAGUAAUAGACGUGAUAUCAUCGUCAGUUUUGCUUUUUCAUAUUACAGUGCCAUUAAUUAUCUUCCUCAUUGCUGUUCUGCUCUUGAUUUUCUCCCUGGGGAGACAUAGUCAACAGAUGAGAACCACUGCUGUGGGGACCACAAACACCAGCAGGGGUGUGCCCUUCAGUGCCAUGUUGUCCAUCCUGUCCUUCCUAAUCCUCUACUUUUCCCACUACCUGAUGAUUAUUUUGUUCCUUUUUCACAUUUUGCCAUUUGGAAGCCUUCUGUUUGUGCUCUGCACCUUGGUGGCGGGCACCUACCCAUGUAUACACUCUGUCAUCUUAAUUUUAGGAAACCGCAAACUGAAACUACAUGCAAGAAUGUUCCUGCUCUGUGGUCAGUGUGGUCAGUGA